CACUAGGCACCGCCAUCCAUAUACAACAUUCCCCUUUAAAGCCGCAUCCCCCCCAUGACCACCUGGGGGGGCCCUUAACUGAGCUGACCCCCCCCACCAGCAGUCACAGUCCCUCCUUCCUCCAGCUCCCCCAAAACUCUGCUUAGUACAUAGACCCCCUACACCGGGCAGAUGCCCCCCCACUCUACUCACCAGUCCCCCUACACUGGGCAGAUGUCCCCCAACCUACUCACCAGUCCCCCUACACUGGGCAUAUGUCCCCCCAACCUACUCACCAGUCCCCCUACACUG
Molecule: messenger RNA, 291 nt
Organism: Staurois parvus
Lineage: Eukaryota; Metazoa; Chordata; Amphibia; Anura; Ranidae
Source: the annotation of a GenBank genome assembly